ACUCACAGGUCCCUUUUUAUUUGCUUUCUGCCAAACAGUCUAUUGUUCCAUCAGAGCUGUGUAGUUCGAAAUUUCUUUUUAGCCUUAACUGUUUUUUUUCUACUCCUGCUCGUUUCAGCCUGAUGUUUUUUUCUUGUUGACACUCUGUGCCUCCCUGCUGACUUCACCCUCUCCAGAGACAUAUUUUCUGGAUUACAGUAGCUGUUCUUGGUCAUGUAUAAUUUUGUGCAAAACAAACUGCGUGAGUGGAAUCUAAGUCAAUGGGUGGACAAAUUUAAAGAUGAAGAAAUUACCAAGGAAAGCCUGUUUUUUCUUGACAAUCAAGACAUAGCUGAGUUGUUCCCAAGAAUUCGUGAGCGGUUAAUAUUUAAGAUGAGACUUCACCAGUUAAAGAAAGAACAAAGCACGAAUCAGGAAACAGCUGAUUUUUCUGCUCAAGUUUUGCCAUCCACAAGUUCAAAAGGGAAGAGAAAGUUGGAUCAUCAGGAUGAAUCCCAGAAUUUGCAGCCAUCAACUAAAAGACAUUGUGACACAGAAGAAAGAAUCCUGUAUAAGGUGAAAGAGAUAAUGAGAAAUGUCAAGGAUCAAAUAAAUGAUAUGAAUGACAACAAAGAGCUGCGUGCUCUCCUAAAAAAUAAAAUCAGUAAUUUGGAGACUAACAAGACGGAACUCAUUGGUGUCUUUGGAAAAACUGGGGCUGGAAAGAGCUCUUUAAUCAAUGCCAUCAUCAAUGAGAAAAAUCUUUUACCUUUUGGAAGUGUCAGUGCAUGCACCUCAGUCAUGAUAAAAGUGGAAGCUAACACGCACAGCUCAAAGUAUGAGGCAGAGAUUGAGUUCAUUACAAAAGAGGAGUGGCAUAAAGAGUUAUUGUCAUGGCACACUCUCAAGAAAGGUACUGAUGAUUAUCGUGACAUGGCUAGAAAGCUGUCAGCCCUGUAUGGAAAAGAAUGGGAAAACCAAUCCACUGAAUUCCUCAUGAAAGAUGAGCAUUUCCAAAAUAUUCCAAAGCUUUCUGAGAAGUCCGAGAAGAAAUCUUUGGAAUGUAACACAGCUCAAGAGCUAUCUGAGGAACUUUUUAAAUACACAAAGGAUGGCUCAAAGCACGAAGAUGGAAAUACAGCACAGCAGUGGUACUGGCCAUUAGUGAAGUGUGUUACAGUCAGGGUGCCAAAAAAUGAUCUUCUCCAGCACGUCACAGUUGUGGACCUUCCCGGGAAUGGUGAUCGUAACAAGAGCAGGAGUGAAAUGUGGAAACAAGUGGUUGGAGAUUGCUCUACUGUGUGGAUUGUGGCAGAAAUCAAACGAGCAGCAUCAGAAACAGAAGCCUGGGAGAUCCUGGAAAAUGCCUGUGGCCACAUUGGAAAUGGUGGUCAGUGCCAGCGAAUUCACUUUAUCUGCACCCAUUCUGAUCCUUCAGAUGAUCGAGUCAAAAUAAACAUGGAUGCCAAGAAAAAAGUGAAGAACGAAUUCAAGGAACUGAACAUGAUAAAUAAACACUUCACUGAGGACUGUUUCAAAGUGUUCACAGUGAGUGCUAAAGAGUUCCUAGAAGACAGUUGUGUAAAAGAAGAUGACAAUGAAAUACCCAAACUUCAAGACUUCUUGAAAAACCUCAAUAAGUGCCACUCCGAAACAUUUAUUUAUGUGUCUGGAGCUUAUGGGAUUCUGUCUUUGAUUGAAGGAGCCAGGCACAGAAAACAGGGUGUUGAAAAAGCAGAUGAUGUGAGUAAAGCGCUUGAGGAAAACAUGAUUGAACAACUUGUUCAAGUGGAAACAGCAGUUGAAGAAGCUAUCAAGGCUUUUGACCAAUGUCUCAGAGAGGGGGUCAAUAAUUCUAAAACCUCUGAAGAAAAACUGAAGUCAUUUCUAGACCGUAAAGAUCCAAGUUUUUUCAAGACACUACAGGCUGUAGUUAAGAAAGAUGGCACCCACAUAACAACAAAAGGGGAACAAAUAAACCUCAACGUGAUGUUGGCUUCUUGCCUGACUGACAGCAUUGAUGAAAAAUUCAGGAAAACCUUCCCAAAUGAUGUUAAAGGUGGAUUAUUCAAUGUCAUCAGUAAGUUUUCACUUGGCACCGAAUCACUGAUUCAGAAGUACAAAGAUGUCGAACUGCAACUGAUAUUUCUCCAGACUGAGGAGGAUGAAAAUAAGACACAAGUCAACAAAAUAAUCCUGGACCAGAAGAAAAUUAUCUACAAAAGUCUAAGAGAGACAAUUGAAGAAAACAUGAAAAAGUGCUAUGAAGAUGCAAAAAAAAUUGAAGGCGACGGUGCUCAGAAUAAUAUGAGAACAACUAUUGAGAGAUAUGUGUACUCAAAUAAACAAAUGUAUGAGGAAGCAAAAAAGAACAUGUUGAAGAAGAUGAAUUACAUGAAGACAACCAUCAAGAAGGAACUUGAGGAAACCAUGAAGGAAUCCAUUAAACACUCACUCAGGACUUAUGCCUGCUUACUCCCAGUUUUUUCAGAACAGCUUAGGGAGGUGAAGAAACAUUAUGAUGAACUUAAAAGCAGACAGGAUGAAGAAAUGUCACAUCAGCAACUGGAUUUGUUUUGGUGAGAGAACCAACAAAGGCCUGAUCACCCACUGAACAUCUGAGGUCUCUGGAUACUAUCAGUCAUUGUUGUCAAGUCAAGUUUUAUUUUAUUCUUUAUUUCCUUUUAAUGCAGUGUGGAUGUGUACUUUCCACUUUUAAUUAAUGUCAUAUAAUGAUAUUUUUUUACACCACAUGUUAAAUCAGAGAUAGACAAGAAAUAUAUUAUUAUUAUUAAGUUCUACUUGAUUCAAACCAGAGAUGAUGAUGAUAUAUACAAAAAAUUUUGAUUUUUAGGAUUUUUAUUGAUUUUAUGCUCACUAUAGCAUAUUUUAAUGUUUUAAAUUGUAUGUGUUUAAUUAUGGUUUAUUGGCAUUAGAGUUUGGACUUUAUAGAAAUGUUUGUCAGUUUUAUCCUUACACCUACAAGCUUACUAUUUUUAUUAUUUACUAUUUUUACAUCAAUUUCUGACAAAAAUAUUUCUUUACUGGUAUAUAAUGUUUUUUGGGGGGGAUGUCACAUGAUU
Archocentrus centrarchus (flier cichlid) is the source of this 3062-nucleotide messenger RNA. Its product is annotated as nuclear GTPase SLIP-GC-like. NCBI's taxonomy places the organism in Eukaryota, Metazoa, Chordata, Actinopteri, Cichliformes, Cichlidae. The record is from RefSeq and is a predicted model, not a curated record. Gene Ontology annotation, molecular function: GTPase activity. Bases 214 to 2562 code for a protein of 782 amino acids. The transcript is spliced from 22 exons.